AUGGAUGAACGUCAAGAGUUUGGUCGUUUAAUCCCUCGUCAAAUCGUUGCAAUGCUGCUCUCCAUUUUCGCCAUCUACAAAGGACACGACCUGAAAUCAGAUCCGAACCGUGGAACAAAGACGGGACGCGUUGCAUCGGAGUUCAACACGUUAGCGAAUAUCUGUUUCACGCUGGUGGUCGCCAGAAUCACUACAACGUCGGUGGUGAUGGAGCGCAUACGAAGAACAAGAGAGGAUUGCGACGCACACCUUUUGCUUGGCUCCGUCUUACUCUUGCUCUCCCUCGCCCUCUCCGCGUAUCUUCGCUGCUGCUGA
Molecule: messenger RNA, 315 nt
Organism: Brassica oleracea var. oleracea
Lineage: Eukaryota; Viridiplantae; Streptophyta; Magnoliopsida; Brassicales; Brassicaceae
Exons: 1
Coding region: 1-315 (104 amino acids)
Source: RefSeq, a predicted model, not a curated record